Messenger RNA from Didymodactylos carnosus, 1311 nucleotides. Lineage: Eukaryota; Metazoa; Rotifera; Eurotatoria; Philodinida; Philodinidae. The record is from the annotation of a GenBank genome assembly.
AUGACGACAAUCUUCCCACCUUUAUCCGCAUGGAUAAAAUGGAUAAAAACCGUCAUGGAUAAAAUGGAUUAUAUUUCUAAAAUUGAAGAGAAGUUAAAAGAUCAAUCAGUUUAUGAACAAAUUACAAAAGAUCCUACGAAACAUAUCUUUGACAAAAUUAAAGUGGAAGCUGAUAAGUUGUUGGCUCUCAAUAAGAUCAGUUUAGCACAACACUAUGAACUGAUUGGAAUUGAAGAUCUACCUAGCGUACGUGGACAACCGAAACUACAUAAGAAAGAUAAUCCGAUGAGACUGAUCACUUGUUCACGAAACACGAUUACUUCGCCAGUGUCAAAAUUCGUAUUCAAAGUGAUCAAAGAUUUAAGAAGUACAGUAAGUGGAGUAGUAAUAAAUACAACAAAAUUUGUAGAUGAGAUAAGUAAGAUUACAUUGGACAAAGAUGAACGUUUAGCAAGUUUAGACAUCAAAGAACUGUUUGAUAAUAUUCCUGUUACCAGGGCAGUGGAUUUGGUCAUUCAAAGGUUGAGUGAAUCUAAGAAAUUGGAUGGUCUCCCUUUGACUAAGACUGAUGUUAAACGAUUAAUUUUAGUAUCACUGAAUAACAGCUACUUCUCAUUUAAUGGAAAAUAUUAUCGUCAGUCAAAAGGUCUUCCUAUGGGUAACGCCCUAUCACCUUUGAUUGCUGAUAUUUUUAUGGACGAUUAUCUAAAAACUCAUCUUAAGGAAGGAAAUAUCGAGAAGGAAAUUUAUCGAUAUGUAGAUGAUAUCCUGAUUGUUACAAAAAUGGAUGAGCAGUGUUUAAACGACUACGUGGAAAAAUGCAAUAAAAUUCCUGGUCGUAUCCGAUUUACAUUUGAAUUUGAACAAAAUGAUCAAAUCUCUUUUCAUGAUACAACCUUGAAAAGAAAAGCGGAACCGAACAAGGUAAUUAUCAAAGUUAGGUGGUUCAGGAAAUCCACAGCAGCAGACAGAUUUCUAAAUUUUGAAUCAGCACAUGGUAACUCUAUAAAGAAAAACAUCGUCAAAAAUAUGGUCUCUCGAAUUUUGCAAACAUCCAAAGAACCAUCUGAAUUAAGAGAGGACUUGAAUAAACUGAAAGAAAUGCUGUUAAACUCGCACUAUCCUUCCAAAGAAAUUGACCAUCUUAUUAAAGAAGCAUGUGAAUCAUCUAAUAUAACGCAAAAGUCAAGUACGCCAGCUAAAGAUAUGAAAUUUACUAUGGUUUUGCCAUACGUGAAAGGAAUUGAAGUGUUAAAACGCAAAUUGGAGAAGUUAGGUAUAAAACUGUACUUUUCGUAUCCAAACAAAUGA